UGCGUCGUUUACUGCGCUGACUGAUCGCAAACCGAGCGGUUCGUAGCGUACACCGAUCCAUAACCCGAGCAUUACUUUCGGUCACUGUUGGCCGCCGGAUCGCAGCAAGGUAAUAGCCACAUACCUGUGUACUUCCGUAGACCGUGUGUGUGAGUGUGUUUGCGUGUGUGUGUGUGAUAUCAACAUCCGCAUCCUGACAUCCUUUGGCAGGUGUCAUACGGUGCGAUACGAGUGCAGUGAAGUUCGAUCCUCACAGAUCAUUUGUUGGCGACCUGGAUCCUGACAGAGUGCGUUAAACGAUCGCCAGUGGUGAUCCCAAUUCCUAUUUCCGGGGAGGGCGUGGGGAAGGUGACCGAAACGCAGGGAGGACAGUAAGCGUUUCUUGGAGUCCAAGUUUGGGUGUCAGUGCGUGUGAAAAUCGGAGUGAGUUUGGUGCGUUAAGCUUAAGUGCCGGCUGCUUCGAUCUCGGACCUCACAGUGUGAGUUUUUUUUUUGCUAGUGGUGCUCCUGAAACGUCUCUACAUACCCAGCGCUGCAACGAUGGCACCGAACGUGCUCGGCAAUACGAUACUGCUGGCCGAGGCUUGCAUCGAGCAGGAGGAUCGCAACAAUAACAAUGCAUCGGUUGGCGGCACGCAACAGUACAAGAACAAAUCCUUCCUGAACGUACCACCGAAACCGACACCGCCCGUUACGGACGAAAUAAAGCCAACAGAUGUCGCAAAGCUACCGAGUGCGAGUACGAGACGCCAGUAUCAUCAUGUGUACGUGUGGCGAAACAUUAUCGCUUUCGUCUAUCUGCAUCUUGGCUUUCUGUAUGGCAGUUAUCUGUUGGUAACCUCAGCUAAAUGGAGCACAUUUUUCUUGGCACUCAUCUUGGGCUCGUGUGGCGCACUGGGCAUUACGGCCGGAGCCCACCGGCUCUGGUCGCACCGGGCGUACAAGGCGAAGUGGCCGCUCCGUCUGUUCCUGAUGCUAGCGCAAACGCUAGCCUUCCAGAACAGCGUGUACGAGUGGGUGCGGGAUCACCGUGUCCAUCACAAGUUUACCGAUACCGAUGCCGACCCGCACAAUGCGACCCGCGGCUUCUUCUUCUCGCACAUCGGCUGGCUGAUGGUGAAGAAGCACCCGGACGUGAAGACGCGCGGCCAAGCCGUCGACAUGAGCGAUCUGGAGCAGGACGCGAUCGUAAUGUUUCAAAAGCGCUACUACGCCCUGCUGAUGCCACUGUUUUGCUUCGUCCUGCCAACGUUCCUGGCGUACUACUAUCUGGACGAAACGUUCUCGAACGCCUGGUACGUGGUGGCGAUCUUCCGGUACGUCCUGUCGCUUAACGCUACCUGGCUGGUGAAUAGCGCGGCACACAUCUGGGGCACAAAGCCGUACGAUCGUAAUAUCUCCCCGACCAACAACACGUUCGUAGCGAUCGCGGCUUACGGCGAAGGUUGGCACAACUAUCACCAUGUGUUCCCGUGGGACUACAAAACGUCCGAGCUGGGCACGUACAGUACGAACUUCACGACGGCAGCGAUAGACUUUUUCGCCCGGAUCGGUUGGGCGUACGAUCUGAAGUCGGUGUCGGACGAUCUGAUACGGAAGCGUGUGUUGCGCACCGGAGAUGGCUCGCACGAUUACAAUGAGCAGGAGCUGAACGCACGCAUGGUGGACUACAUUAACCAGCUGGAUCACGAAUCGGAGCAAGCGGUUUGGGGCUGGGAUGAUAAGGAUAUGAACGAGCAGGAUCGUCAGGAUGCCACUGUUAGGAAUAAGGCCGACUAGGUAGUGAGAGCUCGUGAAGGGUAUAUGCGGUAGAGACUAGGGCUGGGGAGGGCAUACAAUUUUUGCACACAGAGAGAGAGUGUGUGAGACAGUGGCACGGGCUGUACGAUUUUAGGGACAUAGCACUGGGAGAUGUUACGUUAUGUUUUUUUUUUUUACUAUUUCUAAACUGUCUAAUCCUUCGCUCACGCACACAAACACUGCACACCCAAAGUCUUUUCGUGCUGAGAGGUCUUGGGGAUGCACGCAAAUCAAUUCCUUUAGCGUAGAGAAAAAAAAAACACACAAAAACUAGUGCGUUCAUGACGUUCAACGCUUUCCUUUAAGCUUAUGCGAGUUUAAACAGUUUGCCUUUGAUUUGUUUAACGUUUUUUCGGGUCCCAGGCCCCCCUUAAAGGGGCUCCUCUCGAUGUGCGAGGGGGUUUUUUAUCUCAUAGAAAAGAAAAAAAAUGAAUAAUACAACCGACAUUGCGACAAGCACGAAUUGACGGAAGUGAAGCGAGGGAACGAAACAACAACCAAUGAAUUUUGAAUUUUGCGACGCCUUAGAAUGAGCCUUUAGCGCGGGAGGCCGGACCUGACAAACCACGGCCUAAGGGAAGAGGGAAGGGCUGAGAGCGAGAGCGGGGCCGGGCAAAGAUCGCACCUGAGACAACAAGUGUCGCUGUUUAUUUAUUUGUCUAUCGUCUAUCUUAGUAUUUAGCUUAAGCUUGAAUUUAAAUAAAACACCACAAACAGAA
Molecule: messenger RNA, 2519 nt
Organism: Anopheles stephensi (Asian malaria mosquito)
Lineage: Eukaryota; Metazoa; Arthropoda; Insecta; Diptera; Culicidae
Product: acyl-CoA Delta(11) desaturase
Exons: 5
Coding region: 541-1779 (412 amino acids)
Biological process (GO): unsaturated fatty acid biosynthetic process
Cellular component (GO): endoplasmic reticulum membrane
Molecular function (GO): stearoyl-CoA 9-desaturase activity; iron ion binding
Source: RefSeq, a predicted model, not a curated record